Messenger RNA from Erpetoichthys calabaricus (reedfish), 4628 nucleotides. RefSeq names its product aquaporin-10-like. The record is from RefSeq and is a predicted model, not a curated record. Bases 302 to 1303 code for a protein of 333 amino acids. The transcript is spliced from 6 exons. Lineage: Eukaryota; Metazoa; Chordata; Cladistia; Polypteriformes; Polypteridae. Gene Ontology annotation, molecular function: water channel activity; urea transmembrane transporter activity; glycerol channel activity. Gene Ontology annotation, biological process: water transport; glycerol transmembrane transport. Gene Ontology annotation, cellular component: plasma membrane; basolateral plasma membrane.
AUGGAGUUAAACAGUCAUUAGGAAAAGUCUCGCAUGCUCAAAUUGAAAUAACAAGCAGCCUAUUGUUCACAUCUCCUUAUUCACACGUCAGACAGCCAAUGUGCCAUAUUUUCAAACAGAAUGGAAAAAAAAAUGCUUCUUAUCAGCAAAGAACUGAGGAAUUUACAUUUUAUAGCCAGGUAAUUAGCCCCUAUAUCUCUGCCCACCUAGUGCUGCCACAAGAACAGGCAGCUCUGCCAGUGAUGUAACUACUGAACACUCGGGUGGACCGGAUUGAACAAAUGAGGGAGAGUGAGAAGCCAUGGAGAAAGUGUUCCAAGUCCUCAGGGUGAAGAACCAGCUUUUUAGGGAAUGUCUUGCUGAACUUUUGGGUGAUUACGUGCUGAUAAUUUUUGGCUGUGGAGCAGUGGCUCAGGUCACCACAAGCUAUGAUACAAAGGGGCAGUUUCUUUCCAUCAACCUGGCAUUUGCUAUUGGCAUCACUUUUGGUGUUCACAUUGCUCAUGGAAUUUCAGGUGCCCAUUUGAACCCUGCAGUCUCUCUUGCUUUUUGUUUAAUUGGUCGCUUCCAAUGGAGCAAGCUUCCCUUCUACGUGUUAUCUCAGAUUAUUGGUGCAUACCUGGGUGCUGCCACUGUGUUUGCACAGUAUUAUGAUGCUAUCAUGAGUUAUGGUGGUGGCAAUCUGACUGUCACCGGCCCUACAGCAACAGCCUAUAUCUUUGCAACAUACCCUGCAGCAUACCUGACAACAGCAAAUGGAUUUGUAGACCAGGUGGUUGGCACUGGCGCUCUGCUUCUCUGUCUUAUGGCUCUUGUCGACACUCGUAAUUCACCUGCUCCAAAGGGACUGGAACCUGCAUUAGUGGGAACAAUUGUUCUUGUAAUUGGAAUUGCAAUGGGUUCCAAUUGCGGUUAUGCUAUCAAUCCAGCCCGUGACCUGGGACCACGGCUCUUCACAUAUACAGCUGGCUGGGGUUUGGAUGUUUUCACGGCAGGAAAUUACUGGUGUUGGGUGCCUCUGGUUGCUCCUUUGGUUGGUGCAAUUUUGGGAUGUAUCAUUUAUCUGCUCUUCAUUGAAAUUCACCAUUCAAGAAAAGAGGAUGAAAAACAGACAAAUGAGAGAGGCAAUACUGAAUAUGACAUUGAUCUGGAUGAAUGGAAGCCCAACAAAAGGAAUCUAACAACACUUACAGCAUCUGACAAAGUACACAUCAUCAACAACCCCUUUCAGGAAGGACAGUCAGAGAACUCUGAUUGGAAGAAGUCAUCGUGUAAUGAAGAAUGUAUUGUCAAUAGAUUUUAAAAGAGACCCAGAAAAAGACUAUAAUUGGAAUUGAUUGUCUGAGGUAGACUCAUGAAUAAAGUAAAAUGCAGGAGGGAAAAUGAACUCUACAAGAAUAGUCACAUAUAAAUGAAAAAGUAUAUGAUGAGUAAUUUCCAUCUUUGUUGUCAUAAGGUCACUUUGUACAGUCUUCAGUUGCAGAUGAUAAUACAUGGUACAGCUUCUGUUUUAGUGCUGUGGACGAAAAGGGACAGUCAUGAGCAGUCCCUAAACUCAAACAAAAAGAAAUGAAAAAAGGAUGAUUAUUAGAAAACUAGUAAUAAACAAAAGGGUACAGAAAGGUACAAAAUAACCUCAACACAAAACCACAAAUUUUAGAGCUUCUCUAGGAAUACUUAUUAAGUUAGUCACAUGCUGUUGAGUAGUUUGGCUGCUCAUUUGCCUACCUGUAAGUAACAUUUGGAUUCCUGUCUCCCCCUUCUCUCUUUCUCCUUUCAAUCGCCUGUCUUCCUCUCACCAAUUCACCAUUUGCCAGACAUUUACUACUAACUGUACAUCAAGUAGUAGACUGAGGAAGAGGCUUUUAAGACAUUUCCAGUCACUACUUCCAAAAUCUUGUUUACAUUAACAUUUUGUAUCAGAAAUGUCUUCUGCAAUACCUGACCCCAUCCUCUUAGAUCUCCAUCUAGCAGUUACAGGUGUCUCUACAGUUCUGAGUUCCUGCUCCCAUUUGAAGGGACAAGUUUUCACCAGGUCACCUCUUAACCAUAAGACAUAGCGGGGGGCCACAUAUAUUGUAAAGGGCUUCUCAUUGCUGUUUCUAGGUGAUUGUGGGAUUUGUUUUAAAUGAACAAAGAACUCCUAUUGCCCUGUUUUCUAUCUCUGUGCCCCCUGAGCUAACACAUCUAGGGCAUCUCUCCAAUUAACAUAACCUCCAUUACUCCAUCCUUGCCCUCUGCUGACUGCAAUGUUGAUUUUACCUGGUACCCCUUUACCAUGCUCUGAAGACUCUUACAACAUACAGGAGGCAUACAUGAAUUAGUUUUACUUACAGUAUUGAAAUCUUUAAUUGUGAGUAAGUACAGUUUUUUUUCAGAUGUUUUUAUAUAAAAUAAGCUUUGCUAUGAGGCAUGUGUCCAGCAGGAGGUGGAUGCUCCCUGGGAAUCUGCUCUUUUUAAAAGUGCAGCUACUACAAUCAUCUCUCCCUCCUACAGCAGACAUAUUAAGAGAAAUAUGGCACAAAAGAAGAGAUAUUUUUCACUUGUUUUUAAAUGCAGCUAUCACUCCUAUACAUUAUACAUAUACAAAUAUACUGUAUACUUUGAACAGUAAAAUUGUCUUACAUUUCUUCAUUGGAGUCUACAAAAAUUGUAUGUUCACCUUUGGCAGAGCUGGGGGGAUUUUUCUAGGCAUAGGCUAGAUAGGAUAUCUUUUGUCUGCCCAUUUCUGAAGGUUUAGCUUUAAUUGGGUCAUCACAUCUCAUGACAAUUCUUUGUUCCACAUGCAGUCACUCACAUUAUUCUUGUGAUAAAUGUGAUAUGUCAGUUAGGCUCCAUUCUUAUCGAUUCAGCACGUUCUUUGACCAUUCAUACAUGGCUACCAAAAUUGCACCUGUUUCAACCUUGUUUUAACCACUCCUUUUACAAAUUUAAUUUUGUUGCAGUUUGCUACUGCUUGUGGUCUCAGUCAGCAAGUCUUAUAUGCUGAACUACAAUUUUUUUUUAAAUACAGAUAUGUAAGCCUAGCAGAAGGAGUAUUAAAAAGCAAUCAGACACACAGAUUAGUGUCACUUUAAACUCAAGUUGUUUUCUAUAAAACACUAACAAUAUACUUGUAAAAAAUCUCUGAACAGGAAUGUCUAACUUGCCUCUUCUGUCUUUACUCACGUAGAAAACGCAUAUAGUUUAAAGUUUUAACUGUGUAGAAUGCUGCAGUUCACGAAAACCUGCAAUAUCUCAAAUCCAAAAUCUAGUGAACUGUACAAUUAAGCUUGUUUGAAGAAAUAAAUAUAAUAAGAGCUUAAGAAGCCAACUAAGGUUUCUUAAAUUUAAUUAAAGCAAGUCCCAUUGCCAAUUUAUAAGCUUUGAAUUAGUGUAAGGUUAACAUAACCAUUAAGUCUCUUUAGCCUUAACUGAAAGUGUAAAUUUACACUGUGGACAUUUCUACUCUUUGUAGUGCAGUAUAUUUCAACAUACCUGCUGUACGUCUCUGAUUUUGUCAUAUCUCAGCACUCGGUUUUCUACAAAAAAACAGUGCACUUACUUUAGAAGGUGCCUUUUUCCUACAUACAUUAUUCAUAUUUUUGCUCUGUGUUCAUUAUCUUAUCAUUCCAAUACAGAAUAACACUGAGUUAGACACAGUUAACUGUUGUAUACUAUUUGCACAUUAACCACACUGCUAACAGUUCAUAGUGAGACUGGCAGCUGCUCAGCAGUUACUCUGGUGAUUAGACAGCCAUUAAUGAGUGUGAACACUUUGUAACUGGGAGCACUAAAGACAGAAAUAUGAAUGCAAUGUGAUUAUCCAACAGAAAAUGAGUCUCCUUUUAGAAAGGCAAUAAUUCAGUGUUUAAAUCAAUAUGACUCAAUUAUUAUUCUAAACAUGCAAUUGCUAAUAAAAAAGUAAACUUACAAUUACUAAUUCAGGACAGCACAACCUUCAAAUGUAUUGUGAUUCAAAUCUGCUAGUAUCCACAUUUCGAAUUCUGCUGAGCAUGUACUUUAUCUUCUCUUUUGUGUCUAAUUCUGCAAAUAUAAUCUAAAAUGACUGACAAGCUAAUCAGUUAAUUUUAAUAAGCUAUGCUUAAUGUUGGUCUUUAAUGUAAUGCCUGGAAUUUUAGAUAAAAAAAUGAUGUAUGACUGAAGCCUUUUGUUCUUGAAGGCAAAUUUAAAUGGCUAAUUGCAUUUUUGCAUACAUUGGAACACUCUGUUUACUUCAGAUGUUUUUAUAGGCUCUGAGCCCAAGAAGGCAAUGUUUGGAAACAUAAAACACUCAGCAAGUCCAUUACAAUAUAUGCUAAGAACAUAAAAGUGUGCCUUCCAUGUAGGACUCUUUCUUAUGCAAAGAUGAAGGUCUUACUGUACCUAGACUGCUUUGGUUCUGUCACAGGUAAACAUAGCUUUGAGAGUAUGGCAAGCCAAAUGAUCAUUUAGAGAUGUUUUUAAAACAUUACAAAAAAAUCUCUAAAUGAUAUUUCAGCAUGCCAUAUGAAAGAGGUGUUUCCUUCAUAUGAAGACACUUCAAGCCUACUGUGUAUUGUUGGUCACAAGAGUACAAUCCUUCUCACACAAAUUUAAGAUUCUGACAUCUUCAUGUAAAAAGAUCUGAUCUAACUCCACAAAACUGG